Messenger RNA from Saccharomyces eubayanus, 1608 nucleotides. RefSeq names its product chaperonin-containing T-complex subunit CCT3 (gene CCT3). Gene Ontology annotation, biological process: protein folding. Gene Ontology annotation, molecular function: ATP-dependent protein folding chaperone; ATP hydrolysis activity; ATP binding. The record is from RefSeq and is a predicted model, not a curated record. The transcript has a single exon. Lineage: Eukaryota; Fungi; Ascomycota; Saccharomycetes; Saccharomycetales; Saccharomycetaceae. Bases 1 to 1608 code for a protein of 535 amino acids. Gene Ontology annotation, cellular component: chaperonin-containing T-complex.
AUGCAAGCUCCAGUGGUGUUUAUGAAUGCUUCUCAAGAGAGAACAACCGGCCGUCAGGCUCAAGUUUCCAAUAUCACCGCUGCAAAGGCAGUCGCUGAUGUCAUCCGUACUUGCCUAGGUCCAAAAGCUAUGUUGAAGAUGUUGUUAGAUCCUAUGGGUGGUCUUGUGUUGACUAACGAUGGUCAUGCUAUUCUGAGGGAAAUUGAUGUUGCACACCCUGCAGCUAAAUCAAUGUUGGAACUAUCCCGUACUCAAGAUGAAGAGGUUGGUGAUGGGACUACAACUGUUAUCAUUUUAGCGGGUGAGAUCUUAGCUCAGUGUGCCCCAUAUUUGAUUGAGAAGAACAUUCAUCCAGUCAUUAUCAUCCAAGCUUUGAAAAAGGCUUUAACUGAUGCAUUAGAGGUCAUCAAGCAGGUAAGUAAACCUGUCGAUGUGGAAAAUGAUGCUGCUAUGAAAAAAUUGAUUCAAGCUUCCAUUGGUACCAAAUAUGUUAUACAUUGGUCAGAUAAAAUGUGUGAAUUAGCUCUGGAUGCUGUCAAGACCGUUCGUGAAGAUUUGGGUCAAAAUCUAGAAGGCGAACCUAAUUUCGAAAUCGACAUUAAAAGAUAUGUCCGUGUAGAAAAGAUCCCUGGUGGGGAUGUUCUAGAUUCUCGUGUUUUAAAGGGUGUGCUAUUGAACAAAGAUGUUGUUCAUCCAAAGAUGUCCCGCCACAUAGAGAAUCCACGUGUCGUUCUAUUGGAUUGUCCAUUAGAAUACAAGAAAGGUGAAUCUCAAACCAACAUUGAAAUUGAAAAGGAAGAAGACUGGAACAGGAUUUUGCAAAUUGAAGAAGAACAAGUCCAGAUGAUGUGCGAACAAAUUUUGUCGGUCAAACCAACUCUUGUCAUUACUGAAAAGGGUGUCUCCGACUUAGCACAACAUUACCUACUAAAAGGUGGAUGUACUGCUUUGAGAAGAGUGAAGAAAUCAGACAAUAACAGAAUCGCGCGUGUAACUGGUGCAACCAUUGUUAACCGUGUAGAAGACCUAAAGGAAAGUGACGUGGGUACUAGUUGUGGAUUAUUUAAAGUAGAAAUGAUUGGCGAUGAAUAUUUCUCAUUUUUGGAUAACUGUAAGGAACCAAAAGCCUGUACUAUAAUGCUGCGUGGUGGUUCCAAGGAUAUAUUAAAUGAAAUAGACCGUAAUUUACAAGAUGCUAUGGCUGUUGCUCGUAAUGUUAUGUUGAGCCCUUCAUUGUCCCCAGGUGGCGGUGCUACCGAAAUGGCAGUUUCCGUAAAACUAGCAGAAAAAGCAAAACAACUAGAAGGUAUUCAACAAUGGCCAUACCAAGCCGUAGCAGAUGCUAUGGAAUGUAUUCCACGCACACUAAUACAAAAUGCAGGUGGUGAUCCUAUCAGACUAUUAUCCCAAUUAAGAGCCAAACAUGCGCAAGGUAAUGUCACAAUGGGUAUUGACGGUGACAAGGGUAAAAUUGUAGAUAUGGUUGAUUAUGGUAUUUGGGAACCUGAAGUCAUUAAACAGCAAAGUAUCAAAACUGCUAUUGAAAGUGCAUGUUUAUUAUUAAGAGUUGAUGAUAUUGUUAGUGGUGUAAGAAAACAAGAAGAGUAA